AUGGAGGGAAUUUUGCACAUAGUAGAAAAAGUAUUUGUCAGCAAAACCACACUUUUGAUUAUUAUUUUUUGCACUAACACAUUGGAUAAUAUUUUACUAACGUCAGUUGUACCCAUCAUCCCCGAGGUAAUGAUGAGUAGCGACAGAAACGAAAAAAGUGUCACAGCUAGAAAUUACAGCAUUAAGACCGACACAUUGUCCCACCACAGGAAUGCUUCACUCAGCUUUACAAAACAAUUACUCCAAGAGUCUUACAAAGCCCUGGAUGAGAAUAGUCAAGCCGGUUUACUUCUGUCCUCUAAAGCACUCAUUCAGAUUGCGGCAAAUCCUUGUGUUGGAUAUCUGUCAGAAAGAUAUGGAUACAUUAUUCUUCUUGCUGUCGGAACUUUCUUACUUUUCAUAUCUUCAGUUGUUUACGCAUGCGCAGGAACGUUUAGCUCCUUUCUUGCCGGACGACUUGCUCACGGAAUUGCAUCAUCAUUUUCAUCCAUUGCCGGGAUGAGUAUAUUGGCUGAUCUUUAUGAGAGUGACUAUGAACGAAGUAAAGUGAUGGGCGUGGCCAUGGGAGGAGUGGCUCUUGGAGUUGUUGUUGGAUAUCCUUUUGGAGGCUUUCUGUAUUCGUUUUGUGGACAAUCGUCACCAUUUAUCAUUUUAUGUAUUAUGAUUAUCGUUGAUUUUGGUGUUCAAGGUUGCAUCAUCAGUAAAGCAUAUUGGAUGCAGGUCUCCAGAAAAACAACCACUUCUAUAGUUGAGCUAAUGAAAGACCCUUUGAUACUUACCACGAGCGGAAUAAUUAUGCUAACCACAAUGGCAAUGUCGACUCUGGAACCUACAAUACCAAUAUGGAUCCUCUAUACCAUGAAGGCACAGAACUGGCAAUUAGGUUUAGUUUUCCUACCAGAUAGUAUUGGAUACCUAAUUGGAACUAAUGCCUUUGGGGUAGUCGCAAGGAAAGUAGGAAGAUGGAUAUGUUCGAUGUUUUGUAUGAUUUUAGUUGGAUUCUGCCUGAUAUGUAUUCCUUUCUCAACCUCGGUAUCCCAGCUUAUUCUUCCCCACUUUGGAAUUGGACUUGGUUUGGGUAUCGUAGAUGCAGCUUUAAUGCCACUGCUAGCCCUGUUGGUGGAUUUGCGUCAUGUGACGUCAUACGGAUCUGUUUAUGCUAUUGCCCAGUUGGCAGUCUGUCUCGCAUACGGAUUAGGACCAAUGCUUGGUGGAGAAAUAGUGAAACUUCUAGGAUUUCCGUGCUUGAUGUGGUCCUUGGGCUGUUUGCUAGUUGUAACAAGUCCUUGUUGUCUUGUACUACGCUUUGUGAAGGCUAAAGAAGAGUGUAUAUCUUUAAUGCUUGACACAGAAGAUGAACUUCUUACAAAGAGUUCUUCACUAAAGUACACAAAGCUCUACACAGAUAUUUCAGUUGAUGGAUCCUAA
This is a messenger RNA of Saccostrea cuccullata (small rock oyster), 1428 nucleotides long. Its product is annotated as synaptic vesicular amine transporter-like. Gene Ontology annotation, biological process: transmembrane transport; aminergic neurotransmitter loading into synaptic vesicle. Gene Ontology annotation, cellular component: synaptic vesicle membrane; terminal bouton. Gene Ontology annotation, molecular function: serotonin:sodium:chloride symporter activity. NCBI's taxonomy places the organism in Eukaryota, Metazoa, Mollusca, Bivalvia, Ostreida, Ostreidae. The record is from RefSeq and is a predicted model, not a curated record. The coding region runs from base 1 to 1428 and encodes 475 amino acids. The transcript is spliced from 16 exons.